Molecule: messenger RNA, 794 nt
Organism: Periophthalmus magnuspinnatus
Lineage: Eukaryota; Metazoa; Chordata; Actinopteri; Gobiiformes; Gobiidae
Gene: insl5a
Product: insulin-like 5a
Exons: 2
Coding region: 1-294 (97 amino acids)
Cellular component (GO): extracellular region
Molecular function (GO): hormone activity
Source: RefSeq, a predicted model, not a curated record
AUGUACAAGGCCCUGCUGACUGCGGUCCUGUUGCUGUGUACGGCCCUGAGCUCGACCCAGGCUCAGGCCGAGGUCAAGGCGGUGAAGUUGUGUGGGAGAGAGUUCCUCAGGGCUGUGGUCUACACCUGCGGAGGCUCACGCUGGAGACGAGAGGAGGAUGGACCCUUCAGUGGGGAGUCUCUGCUCGUCUGGGGCCCUCAAAUGGAGCUGAGGAGGAGGGACAUGAACAGUAUCCUGACGUCCUUGUGCUGCUCGAUGGGCUGUAGGAAGAGUGACCUCUCCCUGCUCUGCUGAGGCCCCCACAACAAGGAUCACAAUACUCUCUAUCAAUACUGUCACUGUCAGUACUAUCAGUACUAUCAGUACUGUCAAUACUGUCAGUACUAUCAGUACUAAAGUACUGUCAGUACUCUCAGCCAUGUAGCAUUCUGCAUCACUGUUUUCUGGAAUUACAUUAAAGGGGUACUAUGGAACUUUUCUGUUGGGGUCCACCAGAUGCUUGUCUUCAUAGAUAUUGUUCCAUGCACAGUAUGGCAUUAAAUUGAUCUUAUUUACAUGCCAUUACAGGAGUCGCCAUACUGUGAAGGGGUUCAUCUCUCCACAGAUCUUACCUGUAACUUGAACUGGUGGUAUCAGCUGCUUGUCUCCAGAUAGAUGUAUUUAAUGCCAUACUGUGGAACAUCCCAUAAACAAGUGGUCUAGCCAGAAAAGUUCCACAGUGCAGCUUUAGAGUGUUUGGAUGUGCCUUUUUAAUUUGAAUGUUUGUUAACAUAUUUGUUGUCUGAGCAUUCAAA